AUGGCCUUCCCUUUGACAGUUGUUUCUCAUAUGAUCAUCAUGACAGCAGAGUUUUUCAUAGGGAUUACAGUGAAUGGAUUUCUUAUCAUUGUAAACUGUUAUGACUUGGUCAAGAGCAGAAAGAUCCUACUGUUGCAAAUCCUCUUGAUAUGCACAGGGCUGUCCAGAUUUGGCCUGCAGAUGAUGUUGAUGACACAGAGCUUCUUCUCUGUGUUUUUUCCAUUUGCUUAUGAGACAAAUAUUUAUGGUCCAAAGAUGAUGUUUCUUUGGAUGUUUUUCAGCUCUGUAGGGCUCUGGUUUGCCACUUGCCUUUCUGUAUUUUACUGCCUCAAGGUUUCAAACUUCACUCAGCACUGGUUUCUUUGGCUGAAAUUCAGGAUUUCAAAAUGUAUAUUUUGGCUGCUUCUGGGCAGCUUGCUGGCCUCUGUGGGCACUGCAACUGUAUGUAUUAAGGUGGGUCUCCCUUUAAUCGAAGAUAGUUAUGUCCUGAGAAACCCAGCAGUAAAUGUUAGUAAAGUCAAUUUGUUGAAAAAUGAUGAGUUGCUUCUUGUUAACUUGACCUUGGUACUCCCUCUCAGCGUGUUUGUGAUGUGUACCUCUAUGUUAUGCAUCUCUCUUUACAAACACAAGUACCAGGUGCAAAACAGGCUUCAUGAGUUUUCAAAUGCCAGAACAGAAGCCCAUAUGAAUGCAUUAAAAAUGGUGACCACAUUUUUUUGCUUCUUUAUUUCUUACUUUGCUGCCUUCAUGGCAAAUAUGACAUUUAGAAUUCCACACAGAAGUCAUCGUUUCUUUGUGGUAAAGGAAGUCAUGGCAGCAUAUCCUGCCGGCCAUUCAAUCAUAAUCAUCUUGAGUAAUUCUAAGCUCAAAGACUCGUUCAGGACAAUGAUCUGCCUCAUGAAGAAACAGUGA
Messenger RNA from Nannospalax galili (Upper Galilee mountains blind mole rat), 912 nucleotides. Its product is annotated as taste receptor type 2 member 9. Gene Ontology annotation, biological process: detection of chemical stimulus involved in sensory perception of bitter taste; sensory perception of taste; G protein-coupled receptor signaling pathway. The record is from RefSeq and is a predicted model, not a curated record. The transcript has a single exon. Gene Ontology annotation, molecular function: G protein-coupled receptor activity; bitter taste receptor activity. NCBI's taxonomy places the organism in Eukaryota, Metazoa, Chordata, Mammalia, Rodentia, Spalacidae. The coding region runs from base 1 to 912 and encodes 303 amino acids. Gene Ontology annotation, cellular component: membrane.